GAAAUAAUAAAUUUAGCCUGUAGAACAAGAUAUACAUGUACCUUUGAUGCAGUCUUAAGAAAGCUUAAAAGAUGGGUUUUAAAAGAUUGUGUUGUUUGAAUGACGUUUUUAGUCAGGUGCAUUUUCUAUGAUAUUUGUAUCUCGUAAUUAUAAUAUUCUCUCUGAUAAUCAAUUUUGACCAGUUCAACAUAAAUUUCUAUCCUAUUUUAGUCGCACACAUGUGUCAUCACGUCACAGUGUUAUGCACUUUCUACACUCGUGGUAUUUUUUUUCUCUGUCAAAAUUACGCAUAGGUCUUAUUUGAUUUUAAAUGCAGGGAACAACAUGACAGCAAAGUUAUUACAUCUCUCUGCUUUAAAUUUAAAAUUUCUUUCACAAAUCUCCUGCAUUCAAAGUGAAAUUGUCUAUGAAUCUGUAUUCAAGAUCAGACAGAACAAAGAUAGAGAAACUGCAGUGUAGAAAGUGCAAUGUGCAAUUCUCUUCCAAACAAAUAACCUGAAAUCUGAAAAUACGAUACCAUGUUAAAGAAUGAACAUAAAGAAGGAAAACUUUUAAACUUUUCAAACUAAAGUAAUAAAAGGUAUAGCUUUGUAUAUAUUUACAAUUGAUAUUUACAAAAGAAGAGAAGGGAUAUUAAUAUAAUGGAAUCGCAAGAAGCUAUGGAAUCUUUUCUUAAGGCAUCAAAAACUGCUUUGUCGCAGUUAUCAUUAUACAGCACAAUUCGAGUUGUCAUGGGAAAUCAGACAUGUGAUUUGGAUUCUGCUGUGUGUGCUCUGAUCCAAGGAUUGUUAGAGUACACCAAUGUCACAAAACAUGGACAGAGGGAUCAUGCUGUAAUACCAGUCAUGAAUAUCCCGGAAAAGGAAUUUCGCAUUAAGACUGAAGUAGUUUAUAGUCUGAGAACUCAUAACAUCCCAUUGAAUUUGAUAACAUUCAGAGAUCAGCUCAAUUUGCAAAAUGUACAGAAUGAUGCUGACAAGAAGCUGGAGCUGAUUUUAGUUGACCAUCAUACUCUCGCGAAUGAAGAUGUUGCAUUGAAAUCUUCAGUUAUAGCUAUUAUUGAUCAUCGACCGUUGGAUCCAGCCUGGUCAUGGCCCAACGUGUCGUUGAACAUAGAAACUGUUGGAAGCUGCGCCACUCUUGUCGCACGUAAUCUUCUGCAAAAGAAUGCUGACAUUUUAAAUACACAACUUGCAAGUCUUUUACGAGGUCCAAUAUUAAUCGAUACUUACAAUAUGUCGGCGGAAGCUGGUCGGGCAACUGCUACCGAUGUCGAUGUAUUAAAUAUCCUUGAGAAACUUGGUGGCCUUCUAUUCAAUAGAACUGAAAUAUUUAAUGAAAUUAUGAAUGCAAAAACAAAUAUUAGUGAAUUAAGUCUUGAAGAACUCAUGAUUAAGGAUCUAAAAGUAAUCAACGGUAUACCUCUUGUAGGAUUCUCUCUUUUAGUAGAGAAUUUCCUCAUGCGAGAAAACGCGAAAGAGACAAUUGAAAAGUUUAGUAAUGAUAGAAAUUGCGAUGUCAUUAUUCUCAUAGGUCAAAAUGUGAGCAGUGAACAUGUAUCUAGAGAUAUUGCAGUCUUUUCUACAUUGUCCAAUCAAUUAGCAAAUGAAAUAAUUCAAGCAUUGAUUUCUUCUACUCAACCAUACUUAAAUCUAGAAUUGAUCAAAGAAAUUCAAGAAGAGAAAUAUAAUCUUUGUUUGUACAGACAAGGAAAUGUAAAAGUAACACAAAAAUGCAUUCUUCCCCUUGGCAUGGAAGAAGGAAGAAUCCCGGAUGAAGCGAUCACGGCGUCAUCCAGUUACGAGAUGAAAUCCGUGGGUCCUCAAAAUGCAAGAAUACGGCAGGAGAAGAACGGUGGUGCUUGGUGUCCGAAAGCUCAAAUCAGUAGUGCUAUACGCGAAUAUCUGGAAAUUGAUUUAACGAGAGAUCAUCUUAUCACGUGGACCGAGACUCAAGGCCGAUUCGGAAAUGGUCAGGGUCAGGAAUAUGCUGAGGCGUUUUUUGAAUAUUGGCGGCACGAAAAAUGGCAUCAGUAUAAAGAUUUGAAAGGGAACAAGAUUUUGCGCGGUAAUACUAAUACAUAUCUAGUCGAGAAGCAGAAGUUGGAUCUACCGUUCGUCGCGAGUCGAGUGAGAUUUGUUCCUUAUAGUCAGCAUCCACGCACUGUGUGUAUGCGUGUCGAAAUUUAUGGCUGCAUCUGGAACCAAAACAUCGCUAAUUAUGCUAUGCCUAAAGCUGGUAAAAUUGGACCUAACGGAUGUAACAUCGAGGAUAUAUCGUACGAUGGCACCGAGAUCGAUAAUUUAAUGUUGAAUGGAUUAGGACAAUUAACAGACGGCAUAAUUGGCAGCGGAAUUGAGAUCCUCGAGUCCAAUAGAAUAACCAAUUGGGUCGGAUGGCGCGAUCGCGACAAUGUAGAAUUGUUUUUUGAGUUCCGAUUUUUUCAGAAGUUUAAAAACUGUACGAUUCAUGUGGCUGAUUUGCCCGAUUUAAGUGUUGAGAUGUUCUCGAUGGCAAAUUUCUGGUUUUCAUCGAACGGCAAGGAUUAUCACUUGACACCAGAAAUAUUUCAAAUUUUUAAUGGCUCUAAGACGAACCCCAACAGUAGCAACGAGAAAAGUGGCGGAAGCAGAAACAGCAUCUCGAUAUCUAUUCCUUUGCAAUCGAGAAUCGGCAAAUUUGUCAAGAUAGAAUUAAAACUUAGAUCGAAAUGGUUAUUGCUAAGCGAAAUCACAUUCGACACAGUUCCAGACACAAAGAACAUUACUGAUAAAACAUUGGAACGAUUAUUAUGGAUAUAUUCGAGCAACAAUGAAAACAUAUCUCAAGCAACCAAUGAGGACCAGAUUACAAAGAUAAAGCAGAUUGAGGACAAACAGAAUAAGGAGGAAAAUGACGAGACUCAAUUGGAGAACAAAAUCAGAGGUGUAGCUGGCGACGAGGGAGGGAUUAUUAUUUCGCACGGACGUACAAUAACUGGAAAAACUGAUUCGAACCGAACAAUAUCGGUGUUGAAUGAGUCAAAUUUGACACCGGAUGCCUUUCCUGUCAACAAUUCGCCAACAUAUAUCGGAUUGAUUAGCGCAGCAUUAACCAUGCUCGUUUUUCUCUCGAGUUGCACAAUCUUUUUGAUGAAGCAGAGGGGUCGCAACAAAGUGGCUCUGCUGCAAAAACACACCGCUCUACUGUGCGGCUCGCCGGCAUCGGGUAUCACGAUCAAUACGAAGGAUAUCAAAUUACCGACCCCGAUCGUGGUGAACAAUUUAUCGCAAUCGAGAUUGUCGUUGAAGAGCAAGAUCUCGAACAACGAUUACAAAUUCGGCGACAUCGGGACGAAUGGACAGCGUAAUACUUACGAGAAAAUUGAUAAAAUACCCUCGGAGCAGUAUAUGAAAUGCGAAGCGAGAUCCAAUUAUAAAACAGAACAGUUUGAUACUAAAAACAACGAAAACUUUAAUGAUGAAACGCGAGUAGAAUGUAUAAUUCCAACAAUGAAACCGAAUUCUUCGCAAACGGGAAAAAUCAAUCAGAGGGUAUACGAAAGUUAUUACGCGGCUACAGACAUCUUGACGAUCAAAAGACGCGAUCAGCAUCCAACUGUAAGUCUCUUCACACCGCUGCUCAUUCGGGAUUCUGUCGUAUCGUACCAACGCGGAAUUUAUGAUGUUCCACGUAUCUCUCGACAUAGAUUAAGAAUUCUCGAUAAACUCGGCGAGGGAAACUUUGGUUUGAUUCACUUGUGCGAAGCGAAAGGCAUACAAAAUCCGGAUUUAGGUAUCCUUCAAAAUCGUCAAGUAGUGAUAGUCCGAUCUUUGUGGCGCGGUGUCGUCGACGCUCUAAGAGAGGACUUUAUGAAUGACAUGCGCAUCCUGGCUGAAAUUCGCGACGUUAACAUCGCCAGGAUAAUCGCGAUCGUUGAAGAGGAACCUUUUAGUGCCAUCUUCGAAUACGGAGAACUCGGAGAUCUAUCCAGUUCUAAAAAUCGUGACCGCGACGCGCCAACAAGUUACGAGUGCUCCUUAAAUCUCAUCACGCAAAUCGCUUCGGGUAUGAAGUAUCUCGAGAGUUUUAACGUACCACAUUGCGAUCUGGCAGCCAGGAAUUGCAUAGUCUGUAAAGAUCUGCUGAUCAAAGUGUCCGACCAAGCCAUGUAUUGCAGUAAAUAUGACAAUGAAUAUUACGUUGAUGAGUGUUACGCUAAGAUACCGUUACGUUGGAUGGCAUGGGAAGCGGUCUUAUCGGGAAAACGAAGUUGCCAAUCUGAUGUUUGGUCAUACGGCGUGACAAUUUGGGAAGUUUUGACGCGCUGCGAAGACGUACCCUAUGCCGACCUGACUUCAGAACAAGUAUUGGAGAACUGUGGCCUGUGGUAUCAUUCAUUGGACAGCGGUAAAAGGAAAUGUCCGCGGAUCUUGGAGCAGCCAGUAUUUUGCUCGGACGACUUGUACAGGCUGAUGCUGCGAUGUUGGUGCAAACGCGCGGAGGACCGGCCAAGUUUCCAGGAGAUUCACUGCUACCUCAACAAGUUGACUCUGGAUUAACUUUGUGCGCAAAAGUGUGCGAACGCAUUUCUGCGAGAGCGUAAACGGAAAACGAUCCAUGCUCAUCAUCAUCAUUAGCAGCAGCAGCAACAGCGGCGCGGACCAAAUCGAUUACAAUCAGCUGAGAAGCAUCCUAAUGAUUGCUUUCUUGAUCGCUUUUGCAUGUGUGGCUCGAACUUUCAAUUGCCGAUAACCUGAUACAUCGAGUCGAAGAGUCGUCGAAUGCCUAAACAGUACAUCAAGGUAUGGGAUGCUCUCUGGCCACUAAAAUAUUACUGCUCAACUAGAUUUAUCUAAUUUUGAUUAAAAUAUAAGUGUAGGUUAAUUAACAUAAUGAUAAAACUUAAAUGCGGCGGAUAAUCGCAGUUUUCUCGUACAAAAUCGAGGAAUAAUCUUUGAAGAUAGUAUCUAUCAUUGAUUACUUCCCCGUAAUCAAUCAGUAUUCAAGAGAAAUAUGUGAUUUCGCGCGCGAAUAUUCAUCUAUUUACUAAUUUAUUACUUUACACAUAUCUCUCUUUCCUACGCUUAUAUAUAUGUGAUAAUCAUUAUCGUUUUUACUCUUAAGAGAAAAAAAUUGUUCCAUUUUUUCUAUAUCUAUAUAUUACCCAGAAUCAAUCGUAGAAAAAUCACGAUUACAGACAAGAUUUGUAGCAAAGUUCGUCGUAAUUUUGGUGCAGAUUUUGCGCAAGGCUUAGUCGUAUUUUGUCACAACUGGGUAUACUUUAUAUUUGUCGUAUAGAAUUCGUUGCGUGUAGUCGAAGCAAAAUAAUAUUAAUGAAGAACGGCAUAAAAUACGAACGUAAUACUCAAUUACGCUCGAAUAAUGACAAUCAGUUUUGCUCAUCUAUUUAUAUAUACUUAUUUUACGAAAUAAUAUGAUAAUAUACUCGUAUUUGAUCGAUUCAGCUUAUCUAUCUUAGGAGGAAGACGAAUCGUUUAAUCUUUAAUCAAAUUUCGCGAUGGCGCAAAAAUUUUAAAUAGAAAUACUCUUCAUAUAAAUAUAUCCUUUCUUACA
Molecule: messenger RNA, 5556 nt
Organism: Nylanderia fulva
Lineage: Eukaryota; Metazoa; Arthropoda; Insecta; Hymenoptera; Formicidae
Source: RefSeq, a predicted model, not a curated record